This is a messenger RNA of Helianthus annuus (common sunflower), 1914 nucleotides long. RefSeq names its product alpha-copaene synthase-like. Gene Ontology annotation, biological process: diterpenoid biosynthetic process. The transcript has 7 exons. Lineage: Eukaryota; Viridiplantae; Streptophyta; Magnoliopsida; Asterales; Asteraceae. The record is from RefSeq and is a predicted model, not a curated record. Gene Ontology annotation, molecular function: magnesium ion binding; terpene synthase activity. Bases 252 to 1772 code for a protein of 506 amino acids.
AGACUUUGUCUUUGCCAAUGGAUCACCACCCCAUUGGUUGGACUUAUCCUCUAUAAAUAGUAUUGAAUGCCCAAAUAACAUUACACAUCCAUAAAGUUUCGUACAAUAGAUAGCAUUCCCCGAAUGGCCACAUCUGAAGCUAACACCAUAGAGCCAGCACGUCCUUUGGCCACUUUCCUCCUUCGAUUUGGGGGGAUAGCUUCCUGACAUUCACUCUUGACAAUUCCCAAUUGGAAGCAUAUGGUGAAGCUAUGGAGCAGCCAAAAGAGCAACUGAGAAAGUUGAUAUUAAACCCUGCAGUUGAUUUAAAUGACAAAUUGAGUGUGAUUUAUUUCGUGCAUCGUCUUGGUUUAACAUAUCUUUUCUUGAAAGAUAUUGAUGGUCAACUUGAUAAGCUUUUCAACCAGAUUAACAUGCAAACUUACGACAAAGCAGAUCUUUAUACAACGUCUAUUCACUUUCAAGUCUUUAGAAUCUUUGGUUACAGAUUCUCUUGUGAUGUGUUCAACAAAUUCAAGGAUUUUAGGUCUGGUGAAUUCAAGGAAGACAUCACUACAGAUGUGAGAGGCAUGCUAAGUUUCUUUGAAAGUGCUCAAUUAAGAAUAAGAGGAGAAUCUAUUUUAGAUGAAGCCAUUGCAUUCACGAAAAGUAAACUAAAAAGCAUAGAAAAAACACUCCAAGGUACUCUUGCGUCACAAGUAAAACACGUGUUAGAGAGACCUUUUCAUCGAGGGCACCCAAUGUUUGAGGCAAGGCAAUAUUUGUCCCAUUAUGAAGAAGAAAUUACCAGAUAUGACCCGCUAUUAACUCUUGCAAAACUACACUUCAACUACUUGCAACUACUACAAAAAGAAGAACUUCGAAUUGUUUCAAAGUGGUGGAAGGACAUGCAAUCACAAGUGAAAACAUCCUAUGUAAGAGAUAGAGCGGGGGAGUGCUAUGUAUGGAUAUUGGCAAUAUACUUGGAACCUUAUUACUCUCAAGCGCGAAUCAUUACAACCAAAGUAAUCCUUCUUCUUGUGGUGUUAGAUGACACAUAUGAUGCAUAUGCUACGAUUGAAGAGAUGCGAGUUCUAACACAAGCAAUAAACAGGUGGGACAUUACUGCUAUGUCGCAACUUCCUGAAUAUAUUAAACCAUACUAUAAAUUUGUACUCAACCAGUAUGCUGAAUGGAACAAACAAGUACCUCAACAAGGAACAACCAAUCUCAUUGAGGCUUCCAAAAAGGCUUUUCAAGAAAUGGCUACAGCCUACCUUCGAGAAGCUGAAUGGAGGCAUAGUGAGGUGCCUUCAUUUGAAGAGUAUAUGAAAAUUGGGUUAAUUACUUCUGGAUAUGGUCUUCUUUAUAAAUCAGCGUUGAGUGGUAUGGGCAAAAUUGUCACAGAAGAAGUCAUUGCUUGGUUCGAAAGUCAUCCAAAGAUUGUAACAACUUCACAGACCAUCGGAAGACUCCACGGUGAUCUCAUGACUAUUGCGUUUGAGCGUGAAAGAGCUCCAUCAGCCACAGGUGUAGAUGCUUAUAUGAAGACUUUUGGGGUGUCGGAAAAUGUUGCCAUCGAGGCGAUCAUAAACAUUAUUGAAGAUGGAUGGAAAGAUAUAAAUGAGGGAUGCCUAAAGCCAACAGAGGUCCCAAUGGAAAUACUUGCCCCACUUGUUAAUCUUACACGAAUGAUAGAUGUGAUUUACAAGUAUACGGACGGGUUCACUUUUUCGGAAUGCACGUUUAAGGAAUAUAUUACACUCUUGUUCUGUGUUUCCGUCCCCAUGUAACAACUAGGAGGUGUGUUAGGGGAUUCGUAUCUUAAUAUAUGUAAUAGAACGAUGAAUACUAUGAUAUCCACUAUGGAUAUGUGUGUGAUGAUGUUUAUGUAUUCCUUUAUGUUAUGUAACGAUGAAUAAUGUUGAUAUCCAA